Peniophora sp. CBMAI 1063 is the source of this 1803-nucleotide messenger RNA. Lineage: Eukaryota; Fungi; Basidiomycota; Agaricomycetes; Russulales; Peniophoraceae. The record is from the annotation of a GenBank genome assembly.
AUGCUCGUCCUAUCCGCGCUCGCCGUCACCCUUGUGUCAGCCGUUGCGGCUGCUCCGUCGCUGGGGUCUGCUCACAAGAUCAAGGAAAGCGUCGAAUCACCGCGCGGAUGGGUCCGGCUCGAACGUGUCCCUGGCCAUAGCGUCAUUCCACUUCGCUUUGCACUUCCGCAACAUAAUUUUGCUGAGCUGGAGAGGCAUCUCUACGAAAUUAGCGACCCAGAUCAUGAGCGCUAUGGCGCGCACUUGUCCAAGGAAGAAGUGGAAGAGCUCAUUGCACCGCAUCCAGACAGCCUUGCGAUCGUGAACGACUGGCUUAUCUCGCAUGGUAUACCUAACGAGGAAUGCUCUCGUUCGCCAGCUCAAGAUUGGGUGGGUGUCAACGUCCCAGUCGCUCUUGCGGAGAAGAUGCUCGAUACCGAAUUUCACUCAUGGAGGCAUGUUGAAAACGGAGACGUGAUCAUACGCACGACGGGUUAUUCUCUACCUGAGGACAUCUACGCCCACAUUGAGCUCGUUCACCCCACGACGUACUUUAGCACCUCACGCGCACAAAAGACGACGUUCCUAUUGAGCGAUGAAAUACCCGCCUCUCCCCCCUCAAACGCUCCAAGGAUCAAGAUACCCGGGUCCGACGUGACUGUGAACCCUAGCUGUAAUAGCACGAUCACAGUGGACUGCAUCAAGGAGUUGUACAAUGCGGUUGGCUUCAAGCCGUCGACUAAGCAUGGCAACGAAGUUGCCGUGACCGGGUAUCUCGGGCAGAAUGCCAAUAUCCGAGACCUGCAAACCUUCUACUCCCAACAAGUUCCACAAGCGUCUAACUCGUCCUUCAAAACCGUCCUGAUCAAUGGGGGAGUGAAUAACCAGACGCUCGACGAAGCUGGCGCAGAAGCCAACCUCGACACUCAAUUCGCCUUCGGCAUCAGCUUCCCAACCUCCGCCACGUUCUUCAGCACAGGCGGGCAGCCACCUUUCAUUCCCGAUUCCGGCACACCCACCGACACCAAUGAACCCUAUACGGCCUGGCUGGAUUUCGUGUUAGCACAGCGCAAAAUCCCGCAGACCAUCAGCACGAGCUAUGCCGACGAUGAGCAAACAGUACCGCGGGCAUUUGCAAACCGUGUCUGCGCUGGCUUCGCACAGCUUGGUGCUCGUGGCACAUCACUGAUGUUCUCCAGCGGCGACGGCGGAGUUGGAGAUGGCGAUUCGGAUCCUGCUACUCAAUCGUGCUUCACCAACGAUGGUAGGAACGCUACGCGCUUCAUUCCCGGCUUCCCGCCGUCUUGCCCAUAUGUCACUGCGGUCGGUGGCACGCAACACGUCCCCGAAGUUGCUGUUUCUCGCUUCUUCUCUGGAGGGGGUUUUAGUGACUUCUUCGCGCGUCCCGCCUAUCAAGACAAAGUUGUGACCGCAUAUCUUGCUAGUCUUCCCAAGGGCACGUACAAAGGUCUAUUCAACCCUAACGGUCGCGCAUUUCCGGACGUCUCUGCUCAAGGCGAUUUCUUCGCCGUAGUCAUUGGAGGCCAGAAUGCUUUGAUCGGCGGUACCUCUGCGAGCGCGCCCACGUUCGCCGGCAUCAUCGCGCUCGUCAAUGAUGCGCGUCUGAGCAAGGGGCUGCCGUCGCUUGGAUUCCUCAACCCUCUCAUAUACAAGGCGCAGAUCUCUGCCACGUUCAAUGACAUCACAGUCGGACACAACAGCGGUUGCGGUACCACCGGGUUCAAUACUUCCGUCGGUUGGGACCCAGUCACCGGCCACGGUACGCCAAACUUCGGUAAGCUGAAGGCCAUCCUUGCUCCAUGA